Messenger RNA from Caenorhabditis auriculariae, 3084 nucleotides. Lineage: Eukaryota; Metazoa; Nematoda; Chromadorea; Rhabditida; Rhabditidae. The record is from the annotation of a GenBank genome assembly.
AUGCUUUUCCUGAAAAUAGCUGGCUUCUGCCUUCUAUUUCUUUUAGGAGGUGAGUUAUUAAGUUUGAAUGCCCAUCAAGUAGAUUUUAAGCUUAUGCUGGUAAACCAUGUAAUUUGAAAACCUUCCAACCGAAUUUCUCCGUCUGCGUCUGCAACGAAAACUACUGCGAUGAGAUCGACCCUCUGGGUUCGCCGUCAAAAGGCGAAGCUGUCAUCUACUAUUCCUCGCAGAGCGGGAAAAGACUGGAAAGGUCCACGACUACUGGUUCCUCCAAUAAACCAGGUCUGUUGAGAAUCAGAAAGAAUUUUUCACAUUUUUGUUUCUAAUCGGUUGGUUUUUCUUUCAAACAUCGCGAUAAGAAAUGAUAAUAGAACUUUUGCUGCAAAGCUCAGGAUGAUCAGUUUUUGGUUUUAGCUCAAAAAACUUUCUCAAGGAUUGUUCAUCAGUUCAAAAAAAAAGAGUUACCCUUGUAGCCCUUCAAAGUGCUUCUAUAAGUGAUUCACGGCUGGCUUGAGCCAUCGAAAAAAGGGUCCUGACACGAUAAUGCACGAGAUAGCGCCUGGCUUGUGGAGAGCGCAGACACGUCACGCCCCUUUAGAGUCCCAAGCUAACUUUGAAACUACUAUUUGGAUAAAUAAAACCAAGUCGACGAAUCGUGAUAAAGGCAAACCGCCUAGAAAAAAAAAAUAAUUUUUACUUUCUACCCAUAUCAGAUGGCUUCCACGCUACUCUGGACACCAACAACAAGCAUCAGAAAAUGCUGGGAUUCGGCGGAGCUUUUACUGACGCCGCGGGGAUCAACUUACAAAAAAUGCCGUCUGCUCUUGCCGAUCAAAUAAUCAAUCAAUAUUACAGUAGUGAUGGUAAGCAUCCCAUCUUUCGAUUCGAUAAAAAAAAACCUGGUUAGGAAUCGGCUACACUUUCGGACGCGUUCCCAUGGCCAGCACCGAUUUUUCAACUCGCGUUUAUAGUUACAACGACAUUUCGAAUGACUUCAACUUACAGAAUUUCAAUCUGACUCAUGAGGAUUUCGCAUACAAAGUUGGAAGAAAAAAACUUAAAGUAACUGAUUUUCGAUUUUGGAGAUCCCUUACAUGAAGACUGCCAUGAAAGCCAACAAUCAAGUGAAGUUCAUUGGAUCGCCGUGGAGUGCGCCAGGAUGGAUGAAGAACAGUGGAAAUAUGGUCGGCGGCGGUGUUCUGAAAGGAGAAUUCAAUGGGAUCUACUACAACACAUACGCUCAAUAUUUUGUAAAGUGAGACUGAUUCAAAUUAUUCCAAGCAAAGAAAAGCAAGAAGCCAUUCUUCAGAUUCUUGACAGAAUAUCAGAAAGUCGGGCUUCCUUUCUGGGCGGUCACCGUUCAAAAUGAACCUAACACCGGCUCCUCGACGACUUGGCCCUGGCAAACACAGUACUACACUGCAGAAAUGGAAAGGUGGAGCUUGUAGAAAUAUUAAACAAAAUACGAGUUUAGAGAUUUCGUCAAAAAGCUGCUGGGACCAGCUUUGAAGACUUCAGCCGCUGGACGAAAUGUUGGUAUCAUCGUGAGUGAUGACAACCGGAAAAACUUACCUUCGUGGGGAGAUACGGUAGGUUGUCUUUCGAAAAAUAAUCCAAUGUUUUCUCAUGCAGAUUUUUGGUGAUUCGGAUGCUGCCAAGUAUGUUACUGGUAUUGGUGUUCACUGGUAUGAAGACGGACAAGUGAGUUUUUUUUAUUUUCAUUUUGCGACGAGAAAAAAACUGCCAGGGUUGCAAAUUUUUUUAUUAUUUUGAGAAAUAUGUAUGCACGUCGGGAUAGAAAAUUACAAAUCUCAUAUUCUCGGCCGAGGACCUAUCAUAAUAUCCGUGGACUGACCCAAGUGAAAUAUCCGUCUUUGUGCAGGACGGCUGAGGAUUUUGAAGCCUUGGUUUCCCACUACCAACAGUUCUUAAACCCCUUGGUUGGGUCUCGGUGGAGAUCGAACUUCUGACCCUGUAGACCGUAGACAGGCACACAAUCUGUUGCGCUAGGCGUGCCGCAAAUGAUAAUCUACCUUCGAUCUUUCAGACGCCAGCUUCAGUUCUCACUACGACUCACAAUCGUCAUCCCGAUAAAUUUAUCUUGGCAACUGAGGUUUCAUCGAUGGAUUUCCAAUAUUUAAUCCAAAAUUGCGGAUAUAGGCAUGCUGCGGCUACCGAAAAGACGGACUAGGAGAGUGGUUUGCCGCUCAGUUGAUAACCGACGACAUGAUGACGGCGAGUUUUCUAACCAGAAUGAAAAUUUUAGAGUUUCUUCUAAAAUCUCAAAUAUAAAGUUUUUUUUCAGGAUUUCCAAAACUACGUGGCAGGGUGGGUGGAUUGGAACCUAGUGCUGGACAUGUCGGGAGGGCCGACCUGGGUCAACAACAACGUCAAAGCCUCGAUUAUCGUCAAUCCUGACAAGAAGGAAUAUUACAAGGCUCCAUUGUGGCACCAUAUGGGUCAUUUCAGGUAUGGAAAAAAGAACUGUUUUUUGCUUCAAUUUUUCUUUAAAGCAAUGGCUUUUUUUUUUUGAAUUCUCUUAGAGUUUUUAGUGUCACAACGUAGGAAAGAAAAUCCCAAUGUUGUUGAGGAGGGCGAAAUUUUUGACAAAAUCUUUUUGGUCUUUCAGACAUUACAAUAGCCGUUAUUGAUUAUUGCUUUUUUCAAAAAAUUGUGCAGCUCAUUUGGAGAAAAUUUCUGAGUCUCAAGAAAGUUCAUCAAAAAUAGAAAAUGGUUUUUAUGCUAGCAAAAAAAGUUAAUGAAUCAUAUUUUUUGCUUUUCCUGAAGUUUCAUAUAAGCUCCUUUUGAUUUCUAACUUUCAGCAAGUUUGUGCCCCCUGGUUCCUUCCGUAUCUCGCACUCCACCGACGCAAACGGCGACUUGAACAUGGUCGCUUUCUUGGAUCCGCAAGGCAGAAGAGUUGUCGUCGUCAUCAACAAAAACGAUGUUCAAAUUUUCAACCAAAAAAACCAAGCCAAUCAUUGUUUGCAGGUUGUCGGACAGAAACUUUCCGUCUUCGACAAUGGAAAAUACUUUACCGCCAAUCUCGAGCCUUAUUCUUUGGCCACAAUCAUCAUUCCAUAA